UAUUCCUCUACCUCUACCUGUGCGCUGAAAAUAAAAGUUGUUUACUCUCCGGUCUGCGGCGACGUGAAAAUAGGAACUAGAAUAAGUAUUUAAUAAAAAAAAGUAUACCAAACCAUGUCGUCCUCCGAUGGGGCUCCGGAUAGCAAGAAGCCACGUCCCGAGAGCAGCAGCAAUGGCAGCAAGGACCAAAAUGGAACGGCGACCGGUGCCGGAGGCGAUUCCCGUGAUAAAGUGGCACUGAUAACAGGCAUAACGGGCCAGGAUGGCUCCUAUUUGGCCGAGUUCCUGCUCAAGAAGGACUACACGGUGCACGGCAUCAUCCGGCGGGCCAGCACCUUCAACACCACACGCAUCGAGCAUCUUUAUGCCGAUCCCAAGGCGCACAAGGGCGGCCGGAUGAAGCUCCACUACGGCGAUAUGACGGACAGCAGCAGCCUGGUUAAGAUCAUCAAUAUGGUGAAGCCCACGGAGAUUUACAAUCUGGCGGCACAAUCCCAUGUCAAGGUCUCCUUCGACCUCAGUGAGUACACGGCCGAGGUGGAUGCCGUGGGCACGUUGCGCAUCCUGGACGCCAUUCGCACUUGUGGCAUGGAGAAGACGGUGAAGUUCUACCAAGCCUCCACUUCGGAGCUUUAUGGCAAAGUGGUGGAGACGCCACAGAACGAACAGACGCCCUUCUAUCCAAGGUCGCCAUAUGCCUGCGCCAAAAUGUACGGCUUCUGGAUCGUCAUCAACUACCGCGAGGCCUACAACAUGUACGCAUGCAAUGGCAUCCUAUUCAACCAUGAGAGUCCGCGGCGUGGGGAGAACUUCGUGACGAGAAAAAUCACCCGCAGCGUGGCCAAGAUCUAUCACAAGCAAAUGGAGUACUUCGAGCUGGGCAAUCUGGACUCAAAACGCGACUGGGGACAUGCCAGCGAUUAUGUGGAGGCCAUGUGGAUGAUGCUGCAGCGCGAUUCUCCAUCCGACUACGUCAUUGCCACGGGGGAAACGCACAGUGUGCGCGAAUUCGUGGAAGCCGCGUUCAAGCACAUCGAUCGCGAGAUAACGUGGCAGGGCGAGGGCGUGAACGAGGUGGGCGUGGAGAGCGACACAGGCAUAGUUCGUGUCCGCAUCAAUAAGAAAUACUUCCGGCCCACGGAGGUGGAUCUGCUGCAGGGCGACGCCUCCAAGGCCAAGCGGGAGCUCAACUGGACGCCCAAAGUUAGCUUCGUAGAGCUGGUCAGCGACAUGAUGAAGGCCGACAUCGAGUUGAUGAGGAAGAACCCCAUUGCCUAGGGCCUGGUAGCCCGGUUUGGGAGUUGAUACGGCACAAAGCUCUCUGCCCGCUCGCGGAGCUAUACACUAACCAUAGUCCUAAGCGUGAAUAGUGAUCAUUGUAUUUGUUUGUCAACGCUGUGCAUGUAUUUCUGUAUUCUCUUGGGGAUUUGCAAUCAUUCCUUUUUCUACUUUGUCGCGUAUGUUCACGUUCUGUGUGUGAUUCUAAUUGUUUUUAUACACUUUACCAAAUCUAACGAAUAUUUGCAAUAAAUACGUUUAAACCACAAA
This is a messenger RNA of Drosophila suzukii, 1548 nucleotides long. RefSeq names its product GDP-mannose 4,6 dehydratase (gene Gmd). Lineage: Eukaryota; Metazoa; Arthropoda; Insecta; Diptera; Drosophilidae. Gene Ontology annotation, cellular component: cytoplasm. Gene Ontology annotation, biological process: GDP-mannose metabolic process. Gene Ontology annotation, molecular function: GDP-mannose 4,6-dehydratase activity. The record is from RefSeq and is a predicted model, not a curated record.